AUGCUGGACCAGUUAUUCCUUCAUCUCGCCCAAUACGCCGACGAGAUCAAGAAUUCCUCAAACCCAUCCAUUGAAUGUCUUUUGUUCAAGAGUCUUGAGAAGAUUCAAAUCUCUCAAACCAAUGAACCCAGUCUGACGGCGGAAUAUCGCACCUCAUCCCACAUCGAUUUCUCUCCUCCCAUCGCCUCGAAUUCCACUCAGGGAGACUAUUCGUCUUCAAAAUUCUCAACUGAGGGGCUCGAUCCUGUGGAUUGUUUACGGUAUUCAUCCGAAUUCCACUUUCCCCAAGACUCCCCCGAAUCCACCUCUUCGCCUUCCUUGUUCCCAUUCGACUUUGCCCAUGAUGCAAACGAAUGCGAUUCGGUUGGCUCGCCCGCAGGGUCUUCGGUCUUUGCAAGUUCGGAGGAAACAGACCCUUUCUGCAUCUCAAGUCCGGAACAUUCGAGAGUGUCAUCCGACAACGGGGGAGCUGAAUGGGCGAGUCAGUUUAAAUCGUUCAAUCCGUUUGCGGAUCCUUUGUUCUACCUUCCGUAUCGUCCGAUGGGAGACAGUAUUGGGCACGCGAUGCGCUUCUCUCGCAUAUGGGAGCUUCCUCACAGCCGAAUGGUCAUGAGCAACGGGCGCGAAGCCGAUUGGAUGCCACCGAAUCACAAGUUUUUAUCGGCAGAGCCUACUUCAAGAAUCCCGAGCAUGGAUGCCGCCGGGAUAAUCCCGCCGACCAAUGUGUUUGUUGCCAACUUUCCAUCACACUGGAGCAAAAGCGACCUUUGGGACCUUUUUGAAGGAAUUCCAGUGACCACUGUUCAUGUCCUACCCGAAAAGCGGGGUUCCAAUGAAGAAUCGAUAUAUGGAGGUACUGGUUUUGUAAAUAUCACCCGGGCCAGUGAUGCCCACGCCCUGCUAGCCAUGCUCGAUAAGAAGAUAUGGCUGAUUGAUGGGAGUGCCUUGAAGUUUCGUUUGGCGAAUUCAUGUCCGCCGACUGAGCCGAUGAAACCCCCCGUCCACAAGAAGAACCGGACAGUUAGGCGGCAUCAGCAUAAAGUAAUUGACCGGUUGAGGGCAGAACAAACGGUGGGCAACAAGCAACUCGCGUGCUGUGACCGACAUCAACUGGUUGUCUAUCAAAACAUCUCUUCAAGGAAGACUGCGCCGGCCUUAUCGGUGGUCCACGGCAGCCGGCAGCGCAACACUCAAUUCGUCUGCAAUGCUUCUGAAAACAGCUUGGCCAAAAGCGGAGCUCCGAGACCAUUUCUGGAGUUCCUAAAGUCUUAUCUCAACCGGCGAAACAACUAUAAUUCGCAGCAGAUUUUGGCAUCCUCGUUCAUGAAGCAAAACCCGGCGAAAGGUCUUUCGCCAGUUCCCCUGCUGCAGGUGGCUUCCAAGCCGGUGGAUCACGAAAGAUCCGUGGUUAACAAAACUGAUACGAAGCCUAUUAUGUCAGCGCCCUCCGUCACUUACUUCGGUGGGGUGGACAUCCCGCGGCGUAUAGACUUCGUCCCUCAAACAAUCGCUUACGCGCCCUCCGCCACCUAUUACGCAUGGGCCCCGGAUGCCCAUGCAAAUAUCCCAGUGUACAUCCCAGCAAAUGUACCUUCUCUCUCACUUCGUUGGAUACCAACGAAUUCCCCAUAUUCUCCAGCUCCGUUCUCUCAGCUGCCUCAAGGACGGGAACCUUCCGCCGUAUUUUUUCCUCGAAUGAGAUGA
This is a messenger RNA of Puccinia triticina, 1704 nucleotides long. RefSeq lists its product as uncharacterized. Lineage: Eukaryota; Fungi; Basidiomycota; Pucciniomycetes; Pucciniales; Pucciniaceae. The transcript is spliced from 7 exons. The record is from RefSeq and is a predicted model, not a curated record. Gene Ontology annotation, molecular function: RNA binding. The coding region runs from base 1 to 1704 and encodes 567 amino acids.